Messenger RNA from Xyrauchen texanus (razorback sucker), 3535 nucleotides. Its product is annotated as cytospin-B-like. Bases 396 to 3287 code for a protein of 963 amino acids. Lineage: Eukaryota; Metazoa; Chordata; Actinopteri; Cypriniformes; Catostomidae. The record is from RefSeq and is a predicted model, not a curated record. The transcript has 14 exons. Gene Ontology annotation, molecular function: protein binding. Gene Ontology annotation, biological process: actin cytoskeleton organization. Gene Ontology annotation, cellular component: microtubule organizing center; filamentous actin.
CCUUUGAUGAGUUCAGUGGCACGACUAAUACAACACUGAAUACACUGCUGCUGCAACGGUUACCUCACGAGAGAGAGAGAGAGAGAGAGAGAGAGAGAGACAGUAAGAGGAAGAAAGACAGAACAAGUUAAUGAGAAGAAGACAUGAGUUAAACAGGGACUAGCGUUUGACUGGUCCCAGACAGCAGGAAUGUUGUCUUGCUGCUGACUCACAGACGAGAGGGGACGAGAGCAGAGGACAAACACGCCUGUGUCAUUGUCUCUUGUCUUCCAAGUGCCAGCAGUGAAUCGGGACUAACGGAGUGUGUGAGUGAUCUGUCCGGUGUUUCUGGCUGAGGACUGAGCUCUGCUCUAUUGGAUUAGUGUGUCUUCUGUGGAGCAGCGUGUAGCACAGCUAUGGGGAACCAGGAAACCCGGGUGGAGGAGCCGGACACAGGUGUCCAGUCAACCAAAAAAUCUGGGAUACCAACUCCUCGUGAGAUCCCGCAAACCAUCUCCAGAGAACGUCUCUCGUUACGUGACCAACAGAAAAGCUCUACCACCAAGAAGAUGGUCGCCAGUGCCAGCACAUCCAGCCUGUCUGCUCUGGCCAAGCACUCCCGUGGGUCUGUCAAGACCAAAGCAGAGUCUGUGGCUUUGGACAAGACCCUCCUGGAGAGUCAGGUGAAGGAGCUCCUGGCUGAGGCUAAAGCCAAAGAGUUUGAGAUCAGUAAGUUACAGACAGAGCUUCAGCGGCAUAAAGAGAUAGGUUCAUUAUCAGAGGCCGGGACACCGGAUGGGAACUCUGAGGUUGAGAGGACACCAGCACAGCCUGGAGAUAUCCAGACAUUCAUAGGGGAACUGAGAGAAACAAAUGUGCGUUUCCAGCGUGAACUGGCCUCCUUGCAGGAAGAGAACCAGGCUCUUAAGCAGAAGCUUAUUGCAUUGGAGAGCUCAUCCUUAUCUAGUGGCAAUAACAAAAGCAUCACAACACCACUCAAGCAUUCAGUUAAUGGGGUUUUGCCCAACAAAAACACUUCCGAUACAGCUGCCAUCUGUGCAGUCAAUGGAAGCCACCUUAACAAUUCUGUGCCAUCUGGUAGUGACAGCACCAAAGGCUCUCCUUUACCUUCCUCAAACUCCUCAGAGUUUGAGAAGAUCCCAUCACACUCAGACUCAUUCAGUAGUGGCAUUAAGGGUGUUAUCUCCAGUUGCGUGGUGAAUGAGAUCUCAGUGGAGUCCCUGACGGACUGCAUCCAGAAGAUGGAAGAGAGUCACCACAGUACGGCUGAAGAACUUCAAGCCACUCUACAGGAGCUGGCUGACCAACAGCAGGUUGUCCAAGAACUAACAGCUGAAAAUGAGCGCCUAGCACAGGAGAAGGGCCUCCUACAGACCUCCCUGCAGCAGCAACGUGAACGCGUGGAACUCUUGGCCCAAAAGAAUGAAUCUAUACUCCAGAGGUUCAGAGAUCAAUCCCAGAGUCAAGAAGCUGAGGCCUGUAGGGUAGCAGAGCUUGAGCAGCGACUGGCUGAGCAGGUGGAGAGCUCCCGCUUUGAAAGAGAGAAACUGGUAAACAUCCAGCAGCAGUUGACUGGGAGUCUUAGAGCUUUGGAAAAUGAGCAUCAGGAGGCACAAGUAGCUGUGAAGAGCUUAAAGGAAGAGGUGGAACUUUUUCAAGAGUGUCUGGAGAGGGAGAAGGAUCUUGCAGACGAGGCGGUGAGGAAAGCUGAAGAACAACGACUGGCCACAGAGGCUCUGAGAGUGGAGAAUUUUAAUUUGAAGGCACAGGUGGAGGCAGAGAGGCAAAAGGUAGCUGAGCUAAAGGCUGUGCACAGUGCCAGUGACAACACAGAGUUGCAAAGUCUGCUCAAAGUGGCACAUGAAGACAGAGACAAGUUGGAGCUCAUCUGCACAGAGAUUCGACAAGAGCUACAGCAGUCACGCAGUCAAACUGAGUGUGCUCAGGGCGCACUGGCCAAGGUGGAGGCAGACAGACAACAGUUGCUGGAGAGGGUGGAGAAACAGGAACAAGAUCAUAAAACCAACAUGCUCGAUCUAGAGGAGAAGAGCCAAGACCAUGAGAACCAGAUCAAGGAUCUGAAAGAGACCAUUUUUGAGCUGGAGGACCAGGUGGAGCAGCAGCAGGCGGUUAGACUGCACACCAACCAGACGAUCCUGGACCUGGAGAAUCAAAUCAAGAGGCUGGAAGAAAACAAGGCUGAGCUGGAGAAGCAAGUUAAAGCCAUGAAUAAGCAAAUUAAGGAUGAGACAGAAGAGUGGCGCCGUUUCCAGGCUGACCUCCAGACAGCAGUGGUGGUCGCUAAUGACAUAAAGGUGGAAGCUCAACAGGAACUACGCACACUGCGCAGACAUCUGCUGGAGGAGGAGGAGCACAGUGCCAGACUGGCUUCAGAGCUGGAGCAGGUCCGAGGGGCCAGGUUAUGGAGGGAGGAUGUUAGUCUAUCUGACUCUGAUGGCAGUCCACAUUGGAGCCAUAUGUCCAUGUCCCAGAAUGCACCUUGCAGUUUUCUGACCAAUGGUAGUGGAGGCAGCACCCCUUCAGAGCCAGAAGCAACAGUCAAAUCUCUCAUCAAGUCUUUUGAUACAACUGUACCGAAUGGACCUAGUAGCUCAGUACAGAUCCACAUAUCUCCCAGAAGCCCCCUGAGUGGCAUACCAGUCCGUAUUGCCCCUGCUGCUGCUGUCUCACCUAUUCAGAGGCAGUCUGCAAUCAAGCCACUGCCAAAGGCCCUGGAGAGAAGAAUCGCCUUUGGAGAUUUCGCCCACACUGGAUCAUGUGAUGAACUGAAGCCCUCAUCUCUUAUGAGGAAGAGUCCGUCCCUGGAGUCAGUGAUUAAAACUCCAGCUCAUUUCAACAACCGAACUUCUUCAUUUACUUACAACAGGGCCAACAGCAAACUCAAUGUGGAAAGAACAGACCCUCUGUCUGCUCUGGCGCGGGAGUACGGUGGAUCUAAGAGGAAUGCUCUACUGAAGUGGUGCCAGAAGAAAACAGAGGGCUAUCCGAAUAUAGAUGUGACAAACUUCAGCAGCAGUUGGAGCGAUGGCCUGGCAUUCUGUGCUCUGCUACACACCUACCUGCCUGCACACAUCCCUUACCAGGAGCUCAUAAGCCAAGAAAAGGGGCGAAAUCUUACGCUGGCUUUCCAAGCAGCCGAAAGCAUUGGCAUCAAGCCCUCUCUGCCGCUUGUCCUAUGUACGGUCGCCGGUAGCCAAUCCAAGCUGUCUCGGGCUGAAGGCAGGGAAACACCCUGGACAGGUGGCCUAAUAGUAUUGAUGAAUUGAUGCACACAGACCGGCCGGACUGGCAGAGUGUCAUGCAGUAUGUCUCUCAGAUCUAUAAGUACUUUGAGACAUAAUUCUUGAAGGAAGAGGAAGGUGAACAUAAGGGCAAAGAAUCACUUUUAUUUGCUUGGUCCAGUUCUCUUACAGCCAAUCGCUCACUCAAUCUCACACACACACACACACACACACACACACACACACACACACACACACACACACACACACACACACACACACACUCAAACACA